Molecule: messenger RNA, 1262 nt
Organism: Ochotona princeps (American pika)
Lineage: Eukaryota; Metazoa; Chordata; Mammalia; Lagomorpha; Ochotonidae
Gene: SNAPC2
Product: small nuclear RNA activating complex polypeptide 2
Exons: 5
Coding region: 6-1241 (411 amino acids)
Biological process (GO): snRNA transcription
Cellular component (GO): nuclear body
Molecular function (GO): RNA polymerase II general transcription initiation factor activity
Source: RefSeq, a predicted model, not a curated record
CCGGCAUGAAGCCGCCGCCGCGGCGACGCGCGACCCCGGCGCGCUACGUGGAGGAGGCGACGGGGCCGCAGGCCUGGAGCCCGCACGAGAAACGGCAGCUGCUGCAGCUGCUGCAGGCGCGGCGGGGACAGCCGGAGCCCGACGCUGCCGAGCUGGCCCGCGAGCUGCCGAGUCGCAGCGAGGCCGACAUCCAGGACUUCGUCCGGAGGCUCAAGGCAGGCGCGCUCCGGGAGGCCGCGCAGAGGGCGCGUCGGGCUGCCCCGCGGGGGCCUCGGUGCGAGGCGCAGACCCCGGCGCCCAUCGAGGUGUGGCUGGAUCUCACGGAGAAGAUCACAGGCCCCUUGGAGGGAGCGCUCACCACAGCCUUCUGCCAGGCACUCACCAUCGCCACCACGGAACCCGCCAACCUCCUGCACUCCAAGCCCCCUAAACCCACGCAGGCCCGUGGGAAGCCAUUGCUGUUGAGUGUCCCUGGCCCCACCCCUGGGGCUCCCGGCUGCGCCCCCAAAGUGACUGGCCCCACUCCUGAAGGAGCCAAUCCCACACCCAAGGUGCCUGACCCACCCCCAGAGGCUCCUGGCCCCGCCCCCGAUGCACCUGACCCGCCCCUAGAGGCUCCUAGCCCCUCCCCUGAUGUGCCUGGCCCUGCCCCCGAUGCACCUGGCCCCACCCCCGAUGUGCCUGGCCCCGCCCCUGAUGCAUCUGGCCCCACCCCUGAUGCACCUGGCCCGCCCCCAGAGGCUUCUGGCCCCGCCCCCAAUGCAUCUGGCCCCACCCCUGAUGCACCUGGCCCACCCCCAGAGGCGCCUGGCCCCGCCCCAGAGGCACUUUCCAAAUCCCCUGCGGGUCCCCCCCUGGCUGGAGGAGACUUCACGGUGGAUUUUGAGAAGAUCUACAAGUACCUGGCCUCGUCCUCCCGCGGCAGCCAGGGCCCGGAGCUGUCCCCUACCGAGUCGGCCGUGCUCCUGAACUUGCUCAUGGCCCUGCCCGAGGAGCUGCCGCACCUGCCCUGCGCCGCGCUGGCCGAGCACAUGACCCAGAUGUAUGAUCACCUGACGGCGCCUGAGCCCAGCCCCGCCGCCGCCGAGGGGAGCCCCGGGGCCCCGGGCAGCCCCCGAGCCCCCGCAGAGGCUGGGCCCAGCGCUCCGAGGUCCCCCUGGGAGACGGCUGGCAUCUGUCCCCUCAACCCAUUUGCAGUGCCCUUGGAGCUGCUGGGCAGGGCGGCCAGCCCCACAGGGUGAGGGGUAACACCCGAGCAGCUG